AUGGACCAUGAGCCAGCCACAGCACAUUUUCGUCAAGACAUACCAGGUUCCGUGAUUCAAAAGAUCCUCUUGGUCCUCCCAGUCACAGUCGUCAAUCUGGAGCUCGAUUUAGAAGGCGCUGAGGAGAUCCCUUCAGAUGCCCACCACACUAGCAAGACAACGUGCAAUGGCGUUUGCGACGCUAUCGCACAACUGCUGCCUCGUCUACAUACACUUGCCCUCGGCCUAGCUCAUAUCUGCGAAGAUACCGUGGCUCCAUUCACCGACUUGGUUAGCGGCACAGAGAACUCUGAGAAAUCCGGAGAAACAUCCCAUCAAGCUACUAUAUAUCCUCUCCGUCAUGCCGUCAUAUUUCCACACAAUAAUAGUGCUGGUUUCCGCUCCGAGUUUACCGACGGCUUAGCCAAACAGAUAUCACCUUUCUACAAUCCACGCCGGUUUCCCCAUCUCCAGUCCUUCGUUUUCAUCGAGCUUAAAGAUAGCCAGCCUGGCGCAAGUUGGCAUAAGUACAUCAUUCAAGAUGUUAUAAACAACACCACAAAAUUUGAUAUACUCCGUGGGAAGGAUUUACACAGCGCGAUGAUAAGGCGACCAUGGCUCCAGGGCCUCCAUCUACCUCUACCCUAUCCAGCUCCAAUCCAUCUAGCUCUAGAUCUAGCUCAUCCAGCUCGAGCCCAUCCGACUCCAGCCCAUCCAGCUCCAGCCCAUCCAGCUCCAGCCCAUCCAGCUCCAGCCCAUCCAGCUCCAGCCCAUCCAAUUCCAACCCAUCUAAACUAUCUAUAUCCAGCUUAA
Mytilinidion resinicola is the source of this 792-nucleotide messenger RNA. RefSeq lists its product as uncharacterized. The record is from RefSeq and is a predicted model, not a curated record. Bases 1 to 792 code for a protein of 263 amino acids. The transcript has a single exon. NCBI's taxonomy places the organism in Eukaryota, Fungi, Ascomycota, Dothideomycetes, Mytilinidiales, Mytilinidiaceae.